GGCAAGAUAAACUUGAAAGUGAGCCAAAAACUAUUUUGUGCAUUUAAAAGAAAUGCUUAACAACAUGUGUUGCAAAAAUCAGAACAUACGUUUUACAAUAUGUUUAAGAUCAUUUUGCGAUGCUACUGCUCUUCUAAAAUGGUCCGUGUUUUGAAUGUUGCCGAGAAAAACGAUGCUGCAAAAUCACUUGCAGAUGUCAUGUCUCAAGGAAGAUACAGAAAGAGAGAGGGACUCUCUCGUUUCAACAAGCUGUAUGAGUUUGACUACCAUCUUCUCAACCAAAAUGCUGCAAUGACGAUGACAUCUGUUUCAGGUCACUUGUUGGAGCUAAAUUUUGCUGGUCAUUACAGUAAAUGGAAUUCAUGUAGUCCAAGUGCCUUGUUUGAACUUCCUGUCACAAAAUACUGUCCUGAAAAGUUUUUGGAAAUUAAGCGAACACUAGAGAGAGAAGUGCGAGGUUGUCAGAUACUGGUAAUCUGGACAGAUUGUGAUCGUGAGGGUGAAAACAUUGGCUUUGAGGUGAUACAGGUGUGUCAGCAAGUGAAAGCCAACAUCCGAGUUUACAGAGCCCGUUUUUCUGAGAUUACGCCUCAAGCAGUCCAUCGAGCUGUGAACAACUUGGUUGAGCCGGACAAGAAUGUCUCAGAUGCGGUUGAUGUUCGCAGUGAGUUGGAUCUUAGAAUAGGUGCUUCAUUUACCCGAUUUCAAACGAUGAGGCUCCAAAAGGUGUUCCCUGAGGUGUUGGCCGAUAAACUCAUCAGUUACGGCAGCUGUCAGUUCCCGACUCUCGGCUUCGUUGUGGAGCGAUACAAGCAGGUUCAGGCGUUUAUCCCGGAGCCCUUCUGGAAACUCAAAGUGUCUCACCAGAAAGAAGAUGAAGUGAAGGCAGAGUUUACCUGGAAAAGGGUUCGGUUGUUUGACUAUCUUGCCUGUCUUGUUCUGUAUGAACAGUGCAUUGAGAAUCCAGUGGCCACUGUGGUGGACGUGAGAAGCAAGAGUAAGAGCAAGUGGAGACCUGUGGCUUUAGAUACCGUGGAAAUGGAAAAGUUAGCUUCGAGAAAGUUGCGCAUAAAUGCAAAGGAAGCAAUGAAGAUAGCAGAGAAGCUGUACACAAGUGGUUUUAUCAGCUACCCCAGGACAGAGACGAACAUGUUUCCUAAAGACCUCGAUAUGCAAGGCUUGAUACAGGAGCAGACCCGAGACCCUCACUGGGGAGAGUUUGCCCAGGGUGUUCUCAACAGUGGACCUCAGCCCCGGAAUGGAAACAAGACUGACAACGCCCAUCCGCCCAUCCACCCAAUCAAAUACACAGCUACACUGCAGGGAAAUGAGCAGAAGCUGUAUGAGUUCAUUGUGCGUCACUUUCUCGCCUGCUGUUCUCAAGAUGCCCAGGGAUUUGAAACCACAGUCGAGAUUGACAUUGCAGAGGAGAGGUUCACUGCUCAGGGCUUGAUGAUCGUGGCUCGAAACUAUCUUGAUGUUUACCCGUAUGAAAAGUGGAAUGCCAAGGAAAUACCAAUAUACAACAAAGGUGACAGAUUUGAGCCAAAUUCAAUUGAGAUGAAUCCCGGAGAAACGAGCCCACCACCUCUACUCAGUGAAGCUGAUCUCAUAGCUCUGAUGGAGAAACAUGGGAUAGGAACUGAUGCAACUCACGCCGAACAUAUUGAGACAAUCAAAAACAGAUCAUACGUCGGGGUGCGGCCUGAUGGAAGAUUUGUGCCGGGUCACUUGGGAAUGGGUCUCGUUGAAGGUUACGAUGAGAUGGGGUAUGCAAUGUCUAAGCCACACUUACGAGCAGAACUAGAAUCAGAUCUUAAACUAAUAUGUGAAGGAAGAAAAAACAAAGAUGUAGUCUUGCAAGAUCAGGUUAGGAAAUACAAAGAGGUGUUUCUGGAAGCAACUCGACAGGCAGUCAAACUGGAUGACGCUUUAGCUCAGUACCUGGGACAAGCCAACCCGGUGAAUCAGUCAGAUGUUGAAGUGACGGGACCCGCUCCUGUCUGUCCAUGCCCCCAGUGUGGCUCUCAAAUGGUCUUGAGAACAAAGAAAGAUGGAAAAGGGUUUUUUAUCGGGUGUGUGGCUUAUCCCCAGUGUCGUAACGUCAUCUGGCUGCCUGAUUCGGUACUGGAGGCGAGUGCACAAGAUGCAGUGUGUGAUAAGUGCACUCCUGGGCCUGUCCACAUGGUGAAAUUCAAAUUCCGAAGAGGUUCCGUGCCUCCUAUGAUACCACUAGACUAUGUUGGUUGUAUUGGUGGGUGUGAUGAGAUGCUUAAACAAUCCCUUGACUUGCCGACAUUCCCUCAAAGACCAGCACACAACACUGGACAGCGAAAUGCAGCAGGCAAUAUUCCUCACACUAACAAUGCAGCUCCAGUGAGACGCCAAUCUACGACCACUAACAGCAACAACACAAGUUUCUUUGAUUUACCAGCAAGUCGACCAAGUGUGACAUCCAAUCAUGCCAAUAGAAGUGUGCCCAGGCUACCGAGGGGAGAUGCCUCCCGGGUGCCACUAACAAACAUGAACAGUGUGAAUGUGGGUGGGUUAAACAGUGGUGAUUCUGGAGCUGGGGGAUCUGCAAUUGUCUGUAAUUGUGGCACUGAUGCCAUUCUACUGACAGUCAAGAAAGAAGGACCAAAUAAAGGGCGACAGUUUUACAAAUGCCAAAAACCCACUGGGUCUGGAUGUUCUUUCUUUCUGUGGCAAGAUGAAAGUGGUGGAAAGAAUAACAGUUCUGCUAACAACAGUUCUCAGAGACCUGUAGGUGUGGCAAACCCGAGACAUGUUAACAUUCCAAGUGGCAACAACCGAUUACCCAGCACAGACAUACCACAGUGUGGAUGUAGCCAGCCAGCUAAAAGCCUCACAGUUCAGAAGGAUGGUCCAAACAAGGGGAGACAAUUCUAUACCUGUUCACAACCUCCAGAUCAGCGGUGUCGAUUCUUCCAAUGGGCCGAUGAAAACACUGGUCCCACUACAGGUGGCAACACUGGGUGGCCCCAAGCUGGGAAUGGUGGAAGGAAAAGGAAUGCUUCAGCACAAGACGCAGCACCCCAGCGUAAAAAGAAGUCCUGCAGUCUUUGUGGACAAAUAGGUCACACUAAACGAACUUGUCCUCAUAAAGAUACCGGAUGAAGCGUGGAAAAAUGUUAUGUGUAUAGUGUGUGAAUGUUAGUAUGAAAGAAAUAAAAUAG
Molecule: messenger RNA, 3197 nt
Organism: Gigantopelta aegis
Lineage: Eukaryota; Metazoa; Mollusca; Gastropoda; Neomphalida; Peltospiridae
Product: DNA topoisomerase 3-alpha-like
Exons: 31
Coding region: 100-3138 (1012 amino acids)
Biological process (GO): DNA topological change
Cellular component (GO): nucleus; chromosome
Molecular function (GO): zinc ion binding; DNA binding; DNA topoisomerase type I (single strand cut, ATP-independent) activity
Source: RefSeq, a predicted model, not a curated record